Messenger RNA from Symbiodinium sp. CCMP2456, 1329 nucleotides. The record is from the annotation of a GenBank genome assembly. NCBI's taxonomy places the organism in Eukaryota, Dinophyceae, Suessiales, Symbiodiniaceae.
AUGGAGUUAUAUACCACACAAAGCUUCUCCAUUGGUCUUGUAGUAAAUCUUUAUCAGAAUGACACAAUGAAUCUUCUUAUUGGUGCUUUAUUGCUUAAUCCAAGAAAUCCUCUUGAUCAAGGUUCAAGUGUGCAUGCAUCAACUACACUAGCCACCAUCAUCCUAGGAGACUCUACAAUAGCUUCGAUUCUAGAUCCAGUGGGUAAUCUCAUUUUUAAUUCAGGUAGAAUCAAUAUAAACUAUCCUUGGGCGAUAGAAUCCCCUGCUCCAGGUAUAAUUGACAGACAAUCUGUCACAGAAGCAUUGCAAACAGGUGUUAUAGCUAUAGAUUCAAGUAUACCAAUAGGAUGUGGUCAGAGAGAAUUAAUUCUUGGUGAUCGUCAGACAGGUAAAACAUCCAUUUGCAUAGAUACGAUCCUUAAUCAAAAGUAUAGGUUUAUAUUCACUGUCUACACCUCUCUUGGUCAAAGCUCAUCAAGCAUUCUACAAGUCUUUCUAUCUCUUCUACAAAAAGAUGCUAUCUUCUACCUCUCAAUGCUCAUGGCGACAGCCAGUUCAUCUGCUGUCCAUCAAUACUUAUGUGCUUAUAGCAGUACAGCUUUGUCUGAAUUCUUUGUGAUAACUGGUGAAUUUCCUUCUUUGCUUAUACUUGAUGAUUUAUCUCGACAUGCAUGUGCUUAUAGAGAAAUAUACCUCCUAUUGAGAAGACCAGCUGGAAGAGAAGCUUAUCCAGGAGAAAUAUUCUUUGUCCAUUCUCGACUUUUAGAAAGGUCUGCCAAGUUAUCAUACAAUCUUGGUGGUGGUAGUCUUACUUCUUUCCCAGUUAUUGAAACAUUAGCAGGAGAUCUUUCUGGCUACAUAAGCACAAAUGUCAUCUCAAUUACUGAUGGUCAAAUAGCUUUAUCUGCAGACUUAUUUCUAUCUGGAAUUCUACCAGCUAUAGAUGUAGGAUUAUCUGUAACACGUGUGGGUUCUAUAGCUCAAUGGUAUGGAAUGAAAUAUGUGGCAGCUUUGUAUAAGCUAGAGCUUGCUCAAUUUAUUGAAUUACAAUCAUUCUCACAAUUUGCAGCUGAUCUAGGACAAGAAAGCAAGAAUAGAUUAACAAAAGGAUUACGACUUGUAGAAAUAUUAAAACAAUCCAGUAGAUCUCCAAUAAAUUUAACAAGACAAGUUGGCAUAUUGUCAUUAGCUAAUCAAAAUCUUCUAAAAGCUUUAGCAGUUAAAGAUGUACACCUCUUUCUCAAUCUCUAUCUUGAUAUACCUGCAUGGACUUUAUUAUUAAUUCCACCAAGGUUACUAGGAAAAUCUAUUGUGUGCUGUGUGUUUUAA